GCAAACAAUAACUACAAUAUGUACAUAUGCACUACAGUCAGUUACUAAAGGAUUAUGACGUAUCGUAUUUUAUUUAUAGUAUACAGCGAACACAUCUGCGUAUUAUAUGUAACACGUUUAAUAGUGUUUAAGCGUCUUUACAGGAGGCAAGUUUGCAUAAAAAUCUAAGCUCUUAAUUUAAUAAAACUAAAUGGAAGUUACUGGUAGGAGAGCAGAUAAAGACGGAUAUGAAGCUGAGGGAAAGAAAAGUGAUAAACUGUGUGAAUCAUGCAAAGAUGAUAAUAUCACUACACAUGCAGAUGGAUUAUGUCGGGAGUGUAAUGAAUUUAUGUGCAACACAUGCUUUCGGCAUCAUCUGAGAGCGAGGCAAUGUAGGAAGCAUGUGAUGGUUGAUGCUGACCCUACCUUGUUACUGUUGAGAAAAGCUGACGAAAACACCGAAAAGUGUAAACAACAUUUGGAUGAAACAAUAAAAUACUACUGUCGAAAGCAUGACAUUGUAGGGUGUGGUGAUUGUAUGAUACGCGAGCAUGGUGCUUGUAAGCCUGAAUUUAUUGAGGACUUAUCAAAAGAUUUCCAAGUAAACAAAGAAUUCCAAACCCUAGUCAGAAAGUUGGAGAAAAUGACCUCUGCAAACAAAGAAAUCGGUCUGGCAAUUGAAGAUAAUAAGAAAGAACUCGGAAUUGCGUGCGAAACGGCACUGAAAGAAAUCAAGAAAUUUAGAACAGACAUAAAUUCUUUCUUGGACAAGGCUGAAGCUUACGUUAUAAGUGAGGUGACUCGCUUGAAGUCUAACAACGAGAACUUACUAAACAAGUUAGAAAACGUAUGCCAGCAACUUUCAUGGAAUAUUGACAAAGUGAAACAAAGGAUAGAUGCAAAACUCUACCAAGGAAAUAUGUUGUUUAUUCACACAGUAGAGAGCAAGCCUGAAAUUUUCAACAUUGAACGCGAACUUGCUCGCUCACAAUCUGAAAACCGUAUGUUAAACAUUAAAUUUAUACCUGACAAGCAGCUGUUCGAUAGCAUCGCUUCUGAUAAAAGACUUGGACGAGUUGAUGUUACAUCUAGUGUUGACAUAAGGCAAAUGUCUGAGGACAGGAGAAGAAACAUUGUCUAUCAGAAAGGUAGAAGUGUAAAACUGUACAAGUUUUCGAAAAGAAAACCAGUAACAUACUAUGACGGCCCGGAGGCCAGCAGAUCAUUUUACUUCAGCACUGACGCGUGCACGUCCUAGGUCAUAUUGUGGACAUGGCGUAGAGUACUACCACUGUGAUGUAUGCAGUUAGAAAGGGAAUCAUCACGGUGAGAUGGAAUCGUUCUUGGAAGCAAACAUUUGGUUACAGACUAGGAAAUUCAAAAUCCGGUUUUUGCUUAGAACUUAUUUAACCAUUUAUACAGAAUUUUACAUAUAGCUUUCGAAGUAACGGAAGUUUUGGAUAUUAUAUCUGUAAAAAGAUGCUGUAUAUCGAAUGCAUGGUGAAAAAAUGAAAUAACUUUUAACUGUUCUAGCAACUGUUUUGACGUAGUCUUAAUUAAUGAAUCAUAUUAUUUUAAGGAAAUAAUCACGUAGUUAGUGUGAAUGUGUUAAGAUUCAACUGUUGAUACUUAAAUAUACGUUGAUCUUUUU
Messenger RNA from Mercenaria mercenaria, 1630 nucleotides. RefSeq names its product E3 ubiquitin-protein ligase TRIM33-like. Lineage: Eukaryota; Metazoa; Mollusca; Bivalvia; Venerida; Veneridae. The record is from RefSeq and is a predicted model, not a curated record. Gene Ontology annotation, cellular component: nucleoplasm; chromatin. Bases 191 to 1237 code for a protein of 348 amino acids. Gene Ontology annotation, molecular function: ubiquitin-protein transferase activity; zinc ion binding. The transcript has 3 exons. Gene Ontology annotation, biological process: positive regulation of DNA-templated transcription.